AUGUCAACGACGGCCAAGCUGCGUGCGUGCCUGCGCUGCCACUAUGCGCAGUCGGCCGCCGAGUUCCACGCCAAGGGCUGUCCCAACUGCCAAGACCUCCUUGACAUGCAAGGCAGCCAGGAGCGCGUCGCCGACUUUACUACGUCCAAUUUUGAUGGGCUUAUAUGCAUGCUGCAGCCCGAAGAAAGCUGGGUCGCCAAGUGGCAGCGAAUAGGUACGCUUCUCCGCUCACGCAGAAAAACGCAUGGUCGGGCUGUGGUCGGCCGGCUUCCCGACGGAUACGAGUAG
Molecule: messenger RNA, 288 nt
Organism: Malassezia sympodialis ATCC 42132
Lineage: Eukaryota; Fungi; Basidiomycota; Malasseziomycetes; Malasseziales; Malasseziaceae
Gene: SPT4
Exons: 3
Coding region: 1-288 (95 amino acids)
Biological process (GO): transcription elongation by RNA polymerase II; regulation of DNA-templated transcription; transcription elongation-coupled chromatin remodeling
Cellular component (GO): nucleus; DSIF complex
Molecular function (GO): RNA polymerase II complex binding; zinc ion binding
Source: RefSeq, a predicted model, not a curated record